UUUGCUUUGAUUUUCAAGCGAAGUGAAUAACCGUAUGACUUUUCAACUUUCUAACUAUAAUUAAAUAGCUCGUAACUGAAGUUGUUUCAGUAUGUGGUGAAAUUUUUUUGCCGGCAAUCUCUAAAAUGGAACAAAGUAAUUUUGCAUAUGUAACAUUGGCAACUGAUGAUGAUUAUACUCGUGGAGCCUUGGUAUUGGCUCAUUCUCUUAAGCUUGUAGAAACCACACAUAAAUUAGUUGUACUAGUAACUGAUGGUGUAUCCGAGUCAUUUAGAGAUAACUUGAAUAAAGUAUAUGAUUUGGUUGAACAUGUUAAUGUCCUAGACAGCAGAGAUGAAGAAUCUUUAUUAUUGAUGGAACGUCCAGAGUUAGGUGUGACUUUCACAAAAUUGCACUGUUGGAAAUUAACCCAAUUCUCAAAAUGUGUAUUUCUAGAUGCUGAUACUCUGGUCUUAAAGAAUUGUGAUGAAUUGUUUGAAAGAGAAGAGCUUUCAGCAGUGCCAGACAUAGGAUGGCCGGAUUGUUUCAACUCUGGUGUUUUUGUUUUCAAACCUUCAAAAGAAACGUAUAAAAAAUUGCUAGAUAUGGCUGUCCAACAGGGUAGUUUUGAUGGUGGAGAUCAAGGGUUAUUGAAUAUGUUCUUCAGUGACUGGUCAACAAAAGAUAUUUCUCGACAUUUAUCUUUUAUUUAUAACAUGAAUACAAGCACUUGCUAUACCUAUUUGCCUGCAUAUAAGCAGUUCGGGCAAAAUGUUAAGAUAGUACAUUUUCUGGGUAACAAGAAGCCUUGGAUGUAUAGCUAUAAUAAAGAAUUGAAAACUGUUGCUCCAGCUGAAGAUUGGAAUCAUUCUCAUGAACAUUUAAAGUAUUGGUGGACAAUAUACACUGAGCAUGUUCUUGAUGAAAUUCAAAAUACUGGAAUUGCUGAAAGCUUCUCAGAAAUGUCUAUAUCAUCUCCUAAAACUGCUGAAGUGCCACUGCGUAGUCCAUUAUUGGAGAGAAGUUUGUCAGAUGAAGCCUCUAGAUUAUAUGCCUGGGAACAUGGGCAAAUAGACUAUAUGGGGAGAGAUUCAUUUGAAAAUAUACAGAAAAAAAUAGAUGAAGUAAUAAAUAAUAAAGAAAAAUAAAUAUAUUGUACUGCUGUCUGUGACAGUAUUUUUUUUUUUUUUUUUUUUUUUUUUUUUUUACAUUCGGUAAAAUUUGCCUGAAUUGAAUGAAUUUUUGUUUAAAAUCACUUAGGUCAAUGAAUAUAUAUAUAUAUUUUAAUAUGCUUUUAAAACCCACUUUUGCAGGCUAAAGAGUCUUGGUAAAAACAGAUUUUGUAAAAUUUUGCGUGGAAGAAUAGUGAUUUUUAAUUAAGUUAAAUUAUUGCAAGCACUUCAUUUGUUUUGAACAUUCAUUAAUACAUUCUAUGCAACGAUAAAAUAACUUGAAAAUAUAUGUUUGUAAAAAAUCUCAUUUCAGGUCUUAACUAUUGAAUUAUUAAAAUAUAAAAAAAUACAUAUUAAAUUUUCCCAUUGAAGAUCAUAAAUUGUCAAACUUGAAAUCCUUUUACUGAGAUUGUGCUAGAAAGAUUAGUUUAGAAAAUAAAAAGAUGCAAGUCUUUUUAAUAGAUAUUAUAUUGACAUAUGCUGUCUGUUUGUUGCUGUCUAGCAAAGACUUUCAGAAUUUGAAUUAUUCAGUGCUUCAGUAUUUCAGUUUCUCUUUAGUUAAGAUAUAUUUUUAACUUUUGGAUGAAAAAAUGAGUUUUGCUCAUUAGAUUCAAAGUGUCAAUUUCUAGAUUCAAAUUGCUUUUCAAGCCUUUAAUUUAUCUAGUAGGAUUUCAUUAGUAAUUUAAGUUUUUCCCCCCUUUCAAAUGGAUGUUUGAAUUUGAAAUCCUUUUAAUCUUCUAUAUUGCAUGAUAUAUAUGGUCAAUUAUAUUUAUAUCUUAUUUUGUUAAAUACUUAUAUCUUUGACAAUUUAAAACUCUUGUCAUAAAGGGAUUAAAAAAAGCAAAAUAGAAUAAAGUAAUAAAUUUCUUUUAGAACACUGAAGAAGCUGUUUUAAUUGUUGCUAUUCUGAGUUAGAUUUGGAAUUUGAAAUUUAAUUGAAUAAUAAAACAAUGUACCAGUAGUAAUUUCAAAAAUAUGCAAUUUAUGUAAAUAUAGGAAGCUGAAUUCAUAUGGAAGAUAGUUUUAUUAAAUUUAUAUUAUUCAGUAUAUAAAUUAUUUUUCUCUAGAAUUUACUUUGCUCUCUGUGUUUUAAUUCAUAAAUAUUUAAAAUGUAUUAAUUUAGUAUAAACCAAACAUUUCUGUAUUGCAAGUAUGAAAUGUGUCUGCUAUUUAUUAUAUUCAUCAUAAAACUUACCAUUCCUGUAUUUUCCAGAAUGCUCUUAUAAUGUGUAAAAUCAUUCAUCACAGGUGCUUUUUAUUUUUUGUAUAUUGCAUAAUGUUGUGUUUUAUUAUGUAACAGUAUUUUUCUGUGUUUAUCUGUAACUUAGAAAAGGCUUUAUCAUGACUCUCUUUUUAGGCUGUUCUGAAUUUAUACUGCUUUUCUGUAUAGCAAAUGAGAAGAGCUACCUCUGUUUAUUAUUUAUAUUAUAUAUGUACAUAUGGCCAUAAAUACAGUAUGUUAUUUAUGGCCAUAUGUAUUUCUAUAUGCAUACAUUUACUUUAAUAUAAGGCUAUAAUUAACAUUUUAUGUUAUUAAUAAACAUAUUUAGGAGUAUGAACAUAUAUGUAUGUGUGUGUACAUAAUCACUGUGGUUGCUUUUUGAGCAAAAUAGUUAUUCAUUGCUAACCCAUUAUAAAACAGCUGCUGUUAUGCAUUGAAUUGUAAAUGCAUCUAAGUAUUUUCAAAGAUAAUGUUUGUAUUUCAAUAAUAGUUAACAUUCUUUAUCCCUUGUGAAGUUUGUAUUGUGUUUUCAUCUUCAGGAAAUGAAUUCCUUGCUCCUAAUCAGAAACAUCUUCAGGAGAAUCUUUGCAAGUUUUUGAACUUUUGUAUUACACUUCCAUGCUGUUAUCCUCCACACGGCUUGGCAAGUGUUAGCAUAGUGUGAACCAUAAAAUCUGUAUCUUUGAUAUGGUAUGGCAAAUAGUCAGUUUUCCAAGUUUUGCCAUUUGACAUCAGAUAUUUUUUAUCUUUCAAAUUAUAAAUGUGUGGAGAAAAGCAAUAAAUGUACUUUUUAGUAAUUUAAAUCUUAAUUUUUAAAAUAUAUAUUAACUUAUAUGUCAAUUGUGUUUUAAAAAGUGUUUCUAUAAAUUAAGGGAAAGCUACCCUUUUUCUUUUAAAAUGCUACAAUAUUGCACAAGUGUUUUUUCCAUUGGUUAUUUUAACUUUUUUACUUUAUAUUCCUUUAUUUCAAUGCUUUUAGAGAGACUUUUUAUCUGUUAUUAUUUAUGUUAAAAAUCGAAAAUCAGUUGAACUAAACACAAAUGUGUAAUUUCAGUUCAUAAAAGUAUUUUUUUUUAAUUUUAAUUUCUGUAAUGAAAAUUUAUUUAAAAUUUAUGCGUCCUUUAAAGUAUUUAAGCUCUUAAUAACAAGAAAAAAUAUUUAUAUUCAACAUUUCAAAAUCAUAAAUAUUGCCCUGUAAACAUUAGCAAAACUCCCAUCCUAUUCACAAAUGUUUCAUUUUUGUACUUUGUAACCUUUUCAGCUGUUAGAUCAUGAAAUUUUAUUUGUGCAAUAGCAUGUGCAUUGUAUGAUUUGAGUUUUGUAAGGUCCUCGAGAACAAGCAUCUUGCGCAUGAAGCAACCAACAUACAUAUAUAUAUACUGUAUUUUCUGGUAUAUAACGCACAUCUAUAAUUUCAAACUACAUUUUUUAAUUUUUAGGUAUAUUUGUGGUAUAAUGUACAUCCAAUUUUUCACGAACAAUCCUAAAAGAUACAUGUACAAUGCUCUAACCUUUUGAGGUCACUUAUUCGAAUAGUGGCAAACCGCACUCGCAAGCGAUAAGGGGAAGAAUAUGUGUGUGGGUUAAAUGCUCGAGAGAAUAAAUAUUCUGGCAAAGAGGAUGGAUUAUAUUCAAUGCAGCUAUCCAAAAGAAUGCUGUUGUAGAGCAUUUCCAACCUGAAUGAAUUUGUGGAAUUAGGUGUUAGAUGUUUUCUCUUUCUGUAGUCUUUUGAAGUGAAAAUCAAAGGCUUUAGUAAAUUGCAUUUGUGAUUAAGCAUUUGAAAUACAGUUGAUCUAGUUCUCCUUCAAGUAGUAAAUAUGGCUCCCGUGAAAUGAAACACAUUGUUGGUUUCAAAUGGAAAGCCAUUCAUUUUGCAAAAGAAAAUAGAAAUUGUGCUGCAGCAAAGGUAUGUCUUUUUUUUUCUUUUUAAAUAAGCGGCAUUUUGGUGCAAUCAUUUUUAUAUACGGCGUAUAAUGCACACGUAUAAAUUUAGGUGCUAUUUUUUUGUAUUAAAAGUGUGCGUUAUACCCUGAAUAUGUGGUAUGUAAUGAAACUGGAGUCAAAUUUUUUUUUUUUUUUUUAGUUAUACAAUAUAUAUUAAAUUUUUAACUGUUCCUUUAUAGUAAACACUUCUCUUACUGCCUUUCUUGGUUGCUUUCCAGAAUUUUAAAAUAAAUUGUUGAAGGUGUUUUGUUUUUACACGAGGGCUAUCCAGAAAGUAGAUUACGUUUUGGAAUAAAAAAAUAAACAAAGUAUAGUAAACAAAUUUUAUUAUAUACAGAUG
This is a messenger RNA of Stegodyphus dumicola, 4657 nucleotides long. RefSeq names its product glycogenin 1 (gene Gyg). Gene Ontology annotation, molecular function: glycosyltransferase activity. The record is from RefSeq and is a predicted model, not a curated record. Lineage: Eukaryota; Metazoa; Arthropoda; Arachnida; Araneae; Eresidae.